AUGGCUGCAUAUCAGGAGGUUGUGAGCGACUUAUCCUGCCGGUGCAAUUACAACAGCCACACCGAUGCUGAAUCUUCGUGUACAGCCUCUUCAGUCGUGUCUGCGGAGAAUCUAUACCGUGUGACCUCCGAGGCGCAGACGCGUGUCAAGCAGGAAUUCGAGCCUGCAACCAUCCCUGCGUCUGCCGCGAGUGCUAGCGCUACCAGCUUCGCUUUGCACUCUCAUCAACUCUUGGGCUGGAAGACCAGUGAGGAUCAACCCCGGGUACCACUUUUCUGCAUCAACGCGCAAGGAUGGGACUGUCCCUUGACUACGCUGCUGGACACAGGAGCCAAUGUCACAGUGGCCCGAUUUUCGGUUGCGCAGCGUGGAAAUAUGCGCAUUUUCCCGCUGGAUCACCCAGUGCCGCUGCUCAAGUUCGACGGGGAAGAGAAAUCCAGUCACCAAUAUGCUCUUCAAGACGAGCCCAUUCUGGAAGUCUACGCGCGCCCUCAGGGGAACAGAGGGCUUCGGCCAUUGCCAGUGGUGCGUGACGAGAAUGCCGACUGCUGCACCAUCACGUCUGCUCUUUACAACACCUACCGAUUGGAUUUGACUUCGUACCCGCCGGAGGAUGACUAUUCAUGCCAUCACGCAUCCCACAGCGCAAGAGUCGGGCUGUACCUCAACCGAGGUAUGAUCACAUACCCGGUCGCCUUCUGUGUACUUGAGGGCAGCGAGAUGGUCGCAGUCAUGACUGGAAAAGAAAGCUGCUGGUCAAAGCAGGUGACAGGCAACCGCAUAGCCGCCAUUGUGUCGUUGAGGUCCCAAGAAGAAUUAGAAGAGUUGGAGCGCAAGCAGGCAGCAGACUUUGAGAUAAUGUUGAGAGAAUGUGAAGAAGAGAGCCAGCGUGAAGCAGCAGAGUUUCGGGCCAUGGACGAGAGAGACGCGGCGCUCCAACGGCAACGUCAACAAGCUCAGGUUCAGCAAGCUCAGGCUCAACAAGCUCAGGCUCACCGGCGUGCGCAGUAG
Fonsecaea monophora is the source of this 1011-nucleotide messenger RNA. RefSeq lists its product as hypothetical. Bases 1 to 1011 code for a protein of 336 amino acids. NCBI's taxonomy places the organism in Eukaryota, Fungi, Ascomycota, Eurotiomycetes, Chaetothyriales, Herpotrichiellaceae. The transcript is spliced from 3 exons. The record is from RefSeq and is a predicted model, not a curated record.